This is a messenger RNA of Dioscorea cayenensis subsp. rotundata (Guinea yam), 3602 nucleotides long. Its product is annotated as KH domain-containing protein HEN4-like. NCBI's taxonomy places the organism in Eukaryota, Viridiplantae, Streptophyta, Magnoliopsida, Dioscoreales, Dioscoreaceae. Gene Ontology annotation, molecular function: mRNA binding. Gene Ontology annotation, cellular component: nucleus; cytoplasm. Gene Ontology annotation, biological process: regulation of gene expression. The record is from RefSeq and is a predicted model, not a curated record.
CGUAACUCGUGAGAUAUUUUGGUUUCUUUCUAAUUGUUUGUGGUCCUUGCGCGCAUCCGAAGACUGAGCUCUCUCCCUCCUCCGCCUAGGGUUUUGCGAGGAGUAGGGAACCGAUUUGCCGAGAUAUUAGUCUAGUGUAAAGUCGUCAAACAAAUUUUGAUAAAAUGGCCGGGCAGAGAAACAAUUAUGGCAAAAGGUACCAUUCUCAGCCUGAUUAUACUGACAACAGCGGGAGCAAGAGAAGAAAUCCUGGUGAUGAGAGAGAUCCCUUUGCUCCUACGUCUGAUGACACUGUAUACCGAUAUUUGUGCCCUGGAAAGAAGAUAGGGAGUAUCAUUGGCAGGGGAGGGGAAAUUGUGAAACAACUCAGGGCUGAUACUCAAGCCAAGAUCAGAAUUGGCGAAUCUACUCCAGGUUGUGAUGAACGGGUUAUAACAAUUUACAGCUCAAGCAGGGAAACUAGUACCUUUGAGGACACUGGCGAUGAAAUUUGUCCUGCACAAGAUGCUCUCUUUAAAGUACAUGAGAAGCUUAUCGCUGAUGAAUCCCUGAAUGAUGAAUACAUUGACACAGAUGCACCUCAAGUCAUGGUCCGUCUGCUUGUGCCAUCUGAUCAGAUUGGUUGCAUAAUUGGGAAAGGUGGGCAAAUUAUUCAAAGUAUUCGCAGUGAAACUGGUGCUCAAGUUCGUAUUAUGAAAAAUGAGCAUCUUCCUCCAUGUGCCAUUAAUAAUGAUGAACUUCUCCAGAUUUCCGGGGAAGCGCCAUUAGUGAGGAAGGCUUUGUUUCAAGUUUCAACUCGUCUUCAUGAUAAUCCAUCUCGCUCCCAGCACCUCCUAGCUGGAAAUUUGCCCAGCUCAUUUCCUUCAGUUGCACAGUAUGGGGUUCCAAAUACUGGACCACCGGUCAUUGGUAUGGGUCCAGUGAUGGGUCAUUAUGGAGGUUACAAGGGUGAUGUGGCAGGAGAUUGGCCUUUUUACUCAGGUCCUCGGGAUGAAAGUGCAGCGAGGGAAUUUGGGCUGCGCUUGCUCUGCCCUUCUGUGAAUAUUGGAGCAGUCAUUGGCAAAGGUGGUGCCAUUAUUAAGCAAAUCAGGCAGGAAUCUGGCGCAACAAUUAAAGUGGACAGUUCCUCUGGUGAAGAUGACUGCAUUAUCACAAUUUCUGCGAAGGAGUUCUUUGAGGAGGCCAUAUCUCCAACUUUAGAAGCUGCAUUGCGCUUGCAACCUAGAUGCAGUGAGAAAACUGAGAGAGAAUCUGGGGAAUUUUCAUUUACCACACGCCUGCUUGUACCUACAUCACGUAUUGGCUGUCUGAUUGGUAAAGGUGGGUCUAUCAUCUCUGAGAUGAGGAGAUCUACACGAGCCAACAUCCGUAUCCUUUCAAAGGAAAACCUUCCAAAAGUUGCUUCAGAAGAUGAUGAGAUGGUUCAGAUCAGUGGAGACCUUGAGCUUGCCAAAAAUGCUCUUGUGCAAAUAACAAUGCGGUUGAAAGCCAACUUUUUUGAAAGGGAGGGUGCUUUAUCUGCAUUUCCACCCUCGGCUCCUUACCAUCUCAUGGCAAGUGAUGAUGGGACAAAAUAUGGGGGUAGGGAUAGUAAGGCACAUAGUCGUGGGUACUCUUCAUAUUCUGGUGGAUAUGGUUCUUCAGGUGACUUACCAUCUGAAACUUAUGGAGGAUAUAGUGGUUCCCAGGGCGGUAGUGGUGGUAAUUAUGGAUCAUAUGGUGGGUACUCUGGUCGUUCUGGUAGCGCUGGGUUGUCUGGCCCAAACCCCGUUUCUCAUGGGAAACACCAUGGUUAUUAGGCUCUCAAAUUUUAGGGCCUGCAGCUGAGAUGUAUGAAGCCUGGAGCCACAGCUUGUAUGAAGCCUCAAGCCUAAAUUCCGAAGACCAGACGCACAGAGUUGAGAUCCUCCCACCUUGGAAGCUUUCUUUAGAAGCACCAACACGAAUGAUUCCCCAUCUGAUUUAUUGUUGCCUUUAGAGUUUAUUUGUUUCACCAAGAACCAAUUGUUGAAGCCAUAGAUUAUGCUUGGAACCAGUUGUAUUAAUUUCAUAGUUUAAAUAUUGCCUGUUCGUUUCAAUACUCGCACUUUCCUUAAUUGUCAAAGCUAAGUAGUUUAUUUCACGUUGCAAGUGUCAUCCCCCUUAAAGCUAUUGGGAAAGAUACCCUAUGUGGCCAAGAGCUCUUCUUUUGGAAGACAUUAUAUUGUUUGCAGAAGUUUUUUUUCGUUCAACCUGUUCUCUGAAGCAACUGAUUGUUAAGCAACACUGGGUUUCUUCUUUAUUGUUUUGUUUGGAUAAUUUGGACAUUUCAAUGUUGUUGCAUUGAGUUUCUGAAUUUUAGCGUGUAGUUUAUUUAUGUGGAUCUCAUAUAUCUAAGCAGGCAACUUGCAAUAUUAUGUUGUGCAGGGAUUCUGAGGUUGUUUUUGCCAUGAUCCACACUUCAAAAUAAAUUUCUUUCAUGCUUUGGUAGAACUUUUAAGAAUAAGAUAACAACUAUGUAUGUUACUUAGCAUGACUUGCCAUGUCAGCAAUGGUUUCUAAGGGCUGUUUUUAGAUGAUUAUUUUUGCUACCAUUAUAUGACAUCACUAAUCUUAUGGUGAUGGGUAAGGAUGUUGAAGUAGCUCAAUACAUGACCAUUCUUCUCGUUUCUGGCAUUUUAGGUGAGCUGCAACUUCUAUUGAAUUGGUUUUAUAUUUACUGCUUAGUACUGAUGCAUGGCUUGAGAUAUGUCAUUUAACCUCGGUAUAUGUUUUCAGUACGAUCAUUUGCAGGCUAUUAGCAGCAUGUGUGUUUUUUGCUUGAACCCGGUAAGAAUUCUAUUCAUGUGUUUCCAUAUAUGUAGAGAAGGAUUUGUCUUCAUAGUACUGUUUUGGUAUUGUAGUUUUAUCUUCACAUUUGUCAGGUACAUUUGCUGCACUUCAUUUGUUUUGCUCUACUACUAUAAGUCACUUGAUAAAAGCUACAAUUGUCUGGUUGUAAUUUGCAAUCUCAGUUGUUUAUUUGAGAUGUAGAUCAGUUAAUGAGAACAGGAAGGCCCGGCGUAAUGAAGAAAGAGGUGCUGAUUUGGACCUCUUGGUGUGUUCUACAUGUUCUACAUGCCUCUCUAUUUUGAGGUUCAAGGCUCUUUUUUAAUCUUGUUACCAGUGAUUUUUUUAAUAUGUAAUUAUUUAAAAAUGGUUUAAUUGCCGUACAGGUUUGUGAAAUUGUGUACUUUUUGUUUUUUUUUAUUUUUUGCAAUAUUUAUAGGUACAAUUAAGCUCUCAUAUUUAGUCAAGUUGGAUCAUUCUAGUCCUCGGCGUAGAUUGCAAAGUGUUCAUGUCAAAAAAAUAUUGCAAGUACUAAAAAGACAAAAAGUACACAAUUACAGGGACCUGUACGACAAUUAAACCUUUAAAAAAUCCAGUUUCCAAAUAUAUGACAAUGGGUGUGUAUUGUUUUUGGUAUGCUGGAGACCGCUUUGCGGAUCCAUGUUGUGUCCAGCUAUGAAAUACUUAUUUGAUGUAUGAUUGAAUUGUUGUCUGUUGCUGUGAGAUUAUGUAGGUGUGCUUUUUAAGGGAGCAACAAGAUUUCUAAGCCAAUGAGGGCAUGCUCUCUAUGGUCA